AUUGAGGAAGUAGAUGAAGUUUCUAAUGUGAGGAGAAUUUGCUACAGAUUUAGGGAGGUAGCACGCUCAUUUGGAAAAGUUAAAUAGGUCUGAAAGUUGGAUAUUAUUUUUUCAUAAACAUGAAUUUACGAAUCUGCAUUUUGAUCCUGGCUUCUUUCCUGACUUGUGAAGGUUUGAUUCGGAUCCCCCUGAAGAAGACACGGACUGCUCGUCGAAUGCUUGGUGAUAAUGGCUUAACAAUUGAGCAGCUAUUGGAGAAGAGCAGGAAUGCUAAGCUCAAGAAUCUAGAUAGCCUAGCUACUCCUAAGGAGGUGCCUGAGAAACUAACAAACUUCAUGGAUGCGCAGUAUUAUGGGGAGAUCUCCAUCGGCACUCCACCUCAGACUUUCACUGUGGUCUUUGAUACUGGAUCCUCCAAUCUCUGGGUGCCUUCAAUAAAGUGCUCCUUCUUUGAUAUAGCAUGCUGGUUUCACAAGCGCUACAAUUCAAAAACAUCAAGCACGUAUCAUCAGAAUGGCACUCAGUUUUCCAUUCGCUAUGGCACUGGAAGGAUGACUGGAUUCCUUAGUCUGGACACUGUGACCAUAUCAGAUAUGAAGAUCCAGAAUCAGACAUUUGCAGAAGCAGUAACUCAGCCUGGCAUUGUCUUUGUUGUAGCUAGAUUUGACGGUAUCCUUGGAAUGGGCUACCCAUCUAUUUCAGUUGAUGGAGUGCUACCUGUGUUUGACAGUAUAUUGGCACAGAAUCUGGUUGAAAAGAAAAUCUUCUCUUUCUAUCUAAGCAGGGAUCCUUCAGCUCAGCCAGGAGGGGAACUACUGCUUGGCGGCACUGACCCAAAGUAUUACACAGGAGAAAUUGAUUACUACAAUGUCACACGGCAGGCGUACUGGCAAAUCAAAGCAGAUGGGGUGAACGUGGGUAGUCAGCUGUCCCUAUGCAAAGGAGGGUGUCAGGCUAUUGUUGACAGUGGAACAUCUCUGAUUGUUGGACCUGCUGAGGAAGUCAGAGCUCUGCAGAGAGUAAUUGGCGCACUGCCCCUGUUUAAUGGAGAGUACAUAAUCAGUUGCAAUAAGAUUCCUUCAUUGCCAGUAAUAACAUUCCAGCUGGGUGGAAAGGCCUACAACUUAACUGGCGAGCAGUACAUCCUCAAGGAAUCUCAGUUUGGUGUGAGCAUUUGUCUCAGUGGAUUUCUAGGCUUAGAUAUUCCACCACCUGCUGGCCCACUUUGGAUCCUUGGAGAUGUCUUUAUUGGACAGUAUUACAGCAUCUUUGACCGUGAGAAUAACCGUGUGGGUUUUGCCAAGGCAAAAUGAUUCUGUGUGCUUCCUGCUGAAAACCUGUGCUUAUAGUAUGAUUGCCAGUGUUUAAUGUUUCCAUUCUCAGAAUUGCAAACUAACAAAAAACAGAACAUUGAUUUGACAUACAUUUCUUUAACUUACGAAAUACAUAAAUAAUUUCAAAUUUUCAAAUGUUUACUAUCCUAAUUUAGCUUAAAAGUGCAUAUUCAGGUGUUAAAAAAUAUUUUGUAGUAUCUUAGUAGAGCAGAUAGCAAAGAGGUGCACAUUCAACAGUGGUUAGGAGGGUGGCCUAAUGGUUAAGGUGUUUGUCUUACAAACACAAGGUGCAGGGUUUGAGUCUCACAAGGGAUAAUUGGCUAGGCUUAAAGUGGUUCGCAAGGGCAGUUAGCCUAGUAUUUAUCUAUGAAUCUAAUCUAUAAUCUAAAGAAUGAUUUUGUAUUUUUGGGUGUGUGUUUUUGGAAGGAAUUGCUUGUAUAUGAAUCACAGAAAACUGGGUAAGAGUACUUCAUGGGUGUUAUAUGGGCCUUUCCAGUCGUUAAGAAUGAAUACUUUGGUAUUACAACUCUUGAAAUCUGAUACAGGUGAUCUCAUCUGAAUUUCACUACUGUAGAUUUGCACUUGGUUUUAUUUAAAAUGAAAUGUGACUACCUAAUAAUUGUAAUAGUAACCCCUAUCCUCAUACCCACCUACUCUCUUCUGUAAGUGGGUGGUUACCCGGUUAAAAAAAAUGUCCAAAACAAGUUGAAAACUGUAGCCAGUAAGCUUAGCGGUACAAAUUACACAUAAUACAAAACUGAAAACAAAUUUUAAACAUUAACAUAAGAAGUGGAAGUUAGUCCAUCCACAAGUCCAUUAGACCCAUAGCUGUUUAAUUGUGAUUGCAGAAACUGUAACCCAUAAGUUUUGGGACAGUGGCCCAAAAAUUGAGUUGUGAUUACUGAAUGUAGUACACAGCAGGAGAGGGAUUUGUACCUCUGACCACUUGACAUCAGGGGCCUGAAAAAGUGGUCAGCAGUCAUAAUUGGUCAGAAACAAAUAUCCUGUAAAAAUCUUGGAAUGGUAUCCAAAGGUGAGGUAUACUUUAAAAAAAAAAAAAAAAAAACAGUAUUGAAAAGGUCCAGAUGUUGACUUUGCUUUGUAUUCUAAAUCAGUCUUGUAAAGACAGAAAUGACAAGUACACGAGGGGCAUGUAAUUUCAGGGACAUGGCAGUACAGAUGCAUCGCUGAAAAGAUUAUGUAGCAAAUGCAACACCAUAGCAGAGUGUCAGUGAAGGUAUACAUGUAAGCACUCACUGGGCAUAAAGCAGAGGAGCUAAUCCAGAAAAGGAUGCCAUACAUGGCACGUCAUAGCACAUCCACAUAUAAUAAAUUGAGUGUCUUAUGAUUAGUUUUCAGUGAUAUGUGAUGUCAUUUUGUAUGUUGCCCUUGAAUUAAUGUUUGCUUUCAUUUUUUUUUAUUUUUCUGAGGACGUUUAGAGAAUGAAAUGGUUGCCAAUUUCAUGAACUGUAUUUAGAGGUCAUGUCUUAAAUUUCAGAGUAAAGUCCUGUGCUUAUCCUUGUUCUUCAUAUGCUGCCUUGUUAAGAGACUCCAGUGUCCCAACACUUGCCAUUUUCCGUUUGAGAGUCCAGUACAAGUAGUGGGUGGUGGGACAAGACUCCAAAGGCUUAAGGUCUGAGAGGGUCGGUUGGGCCAGAAAUUUAUGAAUGUUGACUUCUGUAACUUACAAUUAUGUAAUUUCCGUGGCAUAAUCUGUUGCUGCAAUCAUUCAGUGGACUUCUAGGCACUUGCAUUUUUCUGGAGACUUAAUCUAGUUCUGUGCAUUCUACUGAUAAAUCUGUAAUAAUACUGAAAUGGUUUGCAGUUCUAACUCUUACAUUGCGAUGUUAUGUGUUAAAAUGGCAUUCUUUCAUGAAUUGUGAUAACAUUAUUAAACUUUAUUUUUUUUUCUAAAGAUGUUAAAUACAACCAGUCUGAAAGUAAAACAUGUUCAGUCUUUUUUUUUUUUUUUAAAGUUCACUGCAGAUAACUAGUAUCAUAAGAUGAACAAAAUAGCAUUUACAAAACCAGUGGGAAUAGAUUAAAGCAAUUUGUUUUUAUAAAUGUUAUGUUUUUCUGGCCAAGAAUGAGAUUGGUGCUUUCAUUCUACCUGCAAAGUUAUUUUUAAGACAUAAGCCUAGUGAAAAUGAUUUGUGUACUCUGUGGGAAAUUAAUGAACUAGAAGUGGAGGAGUAGUUUCUGUUGUGAAAAAAAAAUUAGAGAAGUCUGCUUUUUUCAUAACAGUGUAUCAAAAAUGGAUUGAGUCAUAGCUAAACUGGGGAGGAAAUCUUGCAAGCUUUAGAUGCUGUUUCUGUUUGUCACUUUAUUUAUAUUUUAUUCACUUGUCAGUAUGAUGUCAUUUGUAUUGAACUGAUGAAUAGAACUGCACGUUUAGGAAAGAGCCCUUCUGCAGGACUAUACUUCUGGUAUGGCUUUUAUGAAUCUCAUGUCACUGAGAAAAGUUAAGGAAUCUUUGCAUAAAAAAAUAAAUAAUUAAAAUAUAAUAUCAUUUCUCGUGUAGGUCUUUUUCCAAAUCCUAGCCCCACACCAGACAACAAAGUUAUUUUAUUUACUGUAAGGGCUGUCUUUUAGAGUACUAAAAGAAGAUGCUUCAAUACAAAUUUGUACCCACUUUCAGGGGAAACCUGCUAAGCUGUUAAGCAACCGGAUUUGGAUGUUACAAUUUUAUAUUAAUUUGUUUUCAGCUUUAGUUAUCAUGGUAAAGGCAGAUACUUGGAGAUGCAAAGCUGAAAGCAUAACUCUUUCUUUGCACAAAUGUAUUGUAAGCUUUUAAUCAGUUAACUAAACUGGAAGAUCAUCUCAUGCUUUUAAACCUUUCUUGUAGAAAUGCAAAUGGAAUUUUUAACUUGUUUGAAUUUUUUUUUUGUGUGAGCUUUAAUAAAAUGUUAGUUGGAUCUUUAAAA
This is a messenger RNA of Protopterus annectens (West African lungfish), 4258 nucleotides long. RefSeq names its product napsin A aspartic peptidase (gene NAPSA). Gene Ontology annotation, molecular function: aspartic-type endopeptidase activity. NCBI's taxonomy places the organism in Eukaryota, Metazoa, Chordata, Ceratodontiformes, Protopteridae. The coding region runs from base 120 to 1313 and encodes 397 amino acids. Gene Ontology annotation, cellular component: lysosome. Gene Ontology annotation, biological process: proteolysis. The record is from RefSeq and is a predicted model, not a curated record. The transcript is spliced from 9 exons.